AUGACCAAUGGCCUUUGCCUGUCGCCGACUGAAGGGACUUGGUACCGCGGCGGAUGUACGGAUGAGCAAUACCAGAAGACCGGAUGCCCGAAUAUUUGCGAUACAACAUCACGCGGCGCUCAUGUUGGCGUGUCGGUAUGCGCUUCCAGGGUCUUCGCCUGUUAUAGCCUCGAUAAUUGCUCCAGUCAGAAUUUCACAGUCAGUGCCUACAGGGCGGUGACGAAUGCUGCCCGUUCAACGGACCUUUUUGACAGCGGGGCAACGGCAACGACAUCUACCACCACGAGUCCAAGCACCGGAGGCGCCACCGACCCAACUUGUACAUCUACGCAGCAGGCCAACCAAGGGAUAUCGACAGGUGCGGGAGCAGGCAUCGGAGUGGGUGUCGGCCUGCCACUAACCAUCGCGGUCGGCGCGUUGGCUUUUAUGCUCAUGCGCGAGAAGAAAAAGUCGAGAGACGUACAAGCGGGCUACCAGCAACAACAUCACUAUAGCAAACAGCCUGGCUACAACCAGAAGCCGUACACGGACGUGUCUUCGCCGUGGGGGAAAUCGGACAGACACUAUGGUCCAACUGCUGAAGCCCCAGGGCAAAUGAUAUCACAUGACUUGUCAGACAUACAAGACAGGCACGAGCUUGGCCAUUGA
Molecule: messenger RNA, 648 nt
Organism: Diaporthe citri
Lineage: Eukaryota; Fungi; Ascomycota; Sordariomycetes; Diaporthales; Diaporthaceae
Exons: 2
Coding region: 1-648 (215 amino acids)
Source: RefSeq, a predicted model, not a curated record